AUGUCUCAAUCGGCGUUAGGUGUAUCUGCUGCUGAGCGGAGAUACUCCGUACCCUCACAACCCAUGAUGCAAGAUCCGAGGGGAAUGCAUUCAGAGGAUUUACACGCCUGGUCCAUAUACAGGCAAAACUUAAACUCCGAUUUCACCGACAGUGCCUUAGGCAGUACUGAUAAAAGUCCUCUACCUUACGGGAAUUUUCAACUUCGCGAUACAACAGUACAAUCUAUACUAUCACAUCCCAGAUAUGGACCUAAAUCGGCUCUCGGAUCUAAUAUGUAUACAUAUCUUAAAUUCGGUUUGCCGCGUGUUUUUCCACCGAACCACAAUGGAUCACAACGAUCAGGGACGCCGAAACCUAAAACAUCUAUUGGAAGCGGAAUGAAAUCCGUACCAAGAAUCCAAAGACAACCUCGUGGUGCCAGAGAAAACUCUUCAGGAUACGAUAGUUCUGAUAACGAAACGUCAACCAAUUAUAAAUACAGUCGCAAGUAUAGAUCGGACCCAGAUUUCAGAAUGCAAAACCUACAUCCAUCUUACCAGCAUGCAACUGGAGUUCCUCUAGUGGCUAUGCAACAAGCAGGUAUAAGAGAAUCUCAUUGGACUAGUACAAGGAAUAAGUCAGUGAGUGAAGCGAAUCUGCUAGGAAUAGAUUCAAGACCUACUCGCUCCUACGGACACAGGAGAAGUAGUGUCGUGGAUUAUGUACCCGAUAAUGAUCACCAAAGUUAUCUAAUGCCGUCCUCUCAUCUCGGAGGUCGAAUGUCCAAGGCUGGUAGUCACAUGUCCCUAGCUCACUCAAGAAAACAUUCAACUCUCCGACCUGGUGAUCAUUUAGAUGGUUACACGCAUUCUGCGUACAUCUAUCCUAAUUACUACGUAAAUAAUUUAGAAAUAACGUCGCCGGAAAAUAAAUCGACGCUACUUGUGUCGGGGCUGAGUUUCGAAGUUAAGUCUGGUGAAAUAUUAGCUGUGCUAGCGACCUCACAGCAGGAGGCGACUGGCUUACUGGAUGUACUGGCUGGAGUUAGGAAAAAGCUGUCAGGCGACAUAGUUCUGAACGGCCAGCCGGUCGCGUCUCCCACGCUCCGUAAGGUGAGCUCGUACGUUCGCUCCGACACUUGUCUGUGUGGAGACAUGUCUGUAGAACACACGCUCAGGUUCCACGCUACGCUGCGGGCUCCGAGACACAGACACGCGAAGAUGGAUGACAGAGAUCGGAUAAACCUCCUAAUCGAGGAAUUAGGUCUGGAACAAGUUAGAGACACAAACGUGGAGCGUCUAACUCGCUCGGAGAUCAGACGCCUGAACGUGGCGUGUCAGCUGUUAGUUGACCCGGCGGUGUUGAUCCUCGACCAGCCAGCCAAAGACAUGGACAUUUUUGACACGUUCUUCCUGGUGGAGUACUUGAGGAACUGGGCCAGCAGCGGACGAGUCGUCAUCAUGUCCAUACAUCCGCCCACUUAUGAAAUAUUUGCUAUGUUGACUAAGGUGGUGCUUAUUUCCGCGGGUCGGACCAUGUUCAGUGGCUACAGAAGGGAUAUGUUGCCAUAUUUCGCUUCCAUAGACUAUCCGUGUCCCGCCUACAAGAACCCUUCUGAUUACUAUCUUGAUCUAGUGACGCUAGACGACCUCUCCCCGGCCGCCAUGUUGGAGUCUUCAGGUCGUAUCGAGUCUCUGUCCGGAGUGUUCCAGGGCGCGCACUCCCCCCCAGAGCCGCCACCCCCCGUGCCUCUCCCCGCGCCUGUCCGACGAGCUAACGUGUUCGUUCAAGUAUUCGCUAUGCUGGAAAAAUCAUUGCUGUACACCCAAAUGUCGACGUUAUGUAACGUGAUCACGCGGAUCCUCAUAGCAGGCGUCAUGUCCAUCAUCACUGGCGUUGUGUUCUGGGACCUGCCCGCCACCGACCCUAAGUUAACCCUGAACGACCGUAUUGGUUUCCACUACUCGGUGCUAUGCGUGUGUUUGUUCCCGAGCCUCGUGUGGACUAGUCGCGAGGCGGCUUCAACCCGCCCGCACGUCGAGAGAGACAUCGCCAGCGGACUUUACUCACGGACAUUGUUCAUACUAUACGAUCAAUUCAUGGAGCUAUGGUCGGCUACAUUGACGUGGUUGGCGUAUUUAGUCCCGAGUUACGCUAUGAGCGGUCUGUACGCACAGACAGCGGGCUCCUUCGACGGGUUCUACAUUUAUUUAGGUUACAUGUUAUUAUAUCUGAUAAGCGUCCAAAUGUUAUGUCGCGCGACAGUAUUCGUGAUAGGCAAGGAGAAGUGUUCCGUAGCGUUAUCUUGUUUCUGUUUGUUCCUCACGACACUCGUGAACGGCGUGAUGCUGCAUCAACUAGACUUACCUUUCUACGUGAAAUGGCUGGAAUACGUGUCACCUUCAAAAUGGACGAUACCGGAGAUACUGAAGCGAGAACUGAGCGAAGUCGCGCUGAGAUCUAGUAUAAGCAAGGACUUGAGAUGUACGAAUAAACAGCGUCAACACUUGGAGAUCAUAGUACAAUCAUCAUGUCCGCUGCCCAACGGAACCCAAGUAUUAUCUAACUACGCCUUCCUCGAUUCAGACCACAUCUAUCAGUUGACAGAAGACACUUUCCUAAUCGCUUUAUCUAUUUUCUACGCUGUAUUCGCUCUAGUCGCCAUAUUUGCGUUUAUUUUCGAUUGUACCGACUAUGUUAAAAGCAAAGAACGAACGUCGCGUAAAGGUUACAAAGUAACCCCCAACACGCCCUAG
Messenger RNA from Danaus chrysippus (African queen), 2736 nucleotides. The record is from the annotation of a GenBank genome assembly. NCBI's taxonomy places the organism in Eukaryota, Metazoa, Arthropoda, Insecta, Lepidoptera, Nymphalidae.